CCAGUCCCAGGAACGGUAUCAAUGGGAAAGCCGCCAGUCAAUUUUUCUUUUCUGGUAACAUACAAAACUCACCUUUAAUUGCGCCUGUAUGUGCGCACUUGCAAGGGCAUCCAUUUUUUGCACGGUUCUAUGCUGCAAUUCCGUCUGGUUAUCGGUUUUCCAGUAAACAGAUGACAGCUGAUCCACCUCGCCAAUAUUUGGGUUUAUUCUGAAACAGCCUCCUAAUUAAUCUGUCUGCUAAUAUACUACUCGCGUUACAAGAUGCUUAUAACAAAAAAACGUUUUAGCCCUGUGAUGGAAUGCGUGUGACCCUGAUUUUUCUGGUACCUUUUUGCUUGGCGGAAAUAAUGCCGCUUGAUCACGUGCACGAUACGUAUCUGGAUGCGAAGAAGACCUUUCGCUUGAGCUGGCGUUAUAACAGCACACAUAUCGAAGUUCAGGCGACGGUACAGACACCGGGAUGGCUUGCGCUGGGUCUUUCACCGGAUGGUAAUAUGCCCAAUUCUGACGUCUUCGUCGCGUGGGUCAACGAUACAACAGGCGAAACGUUUCUUACGGACCGAUUUCUGCUUGUUAACCGAACAGCGCGUCAGAUAAUUUUUGAUGUGGAUCCCCAGCAGGACUGGAUAUUAAUCGCCGGAAAACAGAUAAAUAACGAGACAACCGUCACCGCUAUCCGGGCGUUAUCUACAUGUGAUACAAAGAUGGACCGAAAUUUUACGCGCGAUACCUUGCGUGUCAUCUGGUCGUAUCACCUACAAGACCCGGCUGAUCCGACCCGUAUUCCCCAUCACAACCAGCGCGGCUACAAAAGUCUCCUGAUGUUUUCCCAAGCGUUUGAAGUGCGUGAUCCGAUGAUGGAUGGGAAUAAGCUGCAGAGUAUGAGCAUCCGCAUGGAUCCGGUCACCAUUGGAAAUACCACCACAACUUCCUGUCAGUGCAGUAUGGCCAAAUUGCCAAUCAUCGAACAGGAUUCCCACAUUAUCGCUGUGCGGCCCCAAAUUAAACCUGGAAACGAAGCAUUCGUUCGUCAGAUUUCCAUUUAUUUAUGUGAUGAACACGUACACGACGAUUUCAGUCCCAAAGAUUUUGAUUGCGCUCCUGUCGCCAUGACCGAGCCAGAGCGGGCCGUUAAAAACCAGUACUGCCGUACGCUGAUUGCAGUAUGGUUCAGCGGAAACUACGAUUACUUUUAUCCAAAUGGUACGGGAAUUUUAUUAACGAAGGAAAAUAGUGGACGGUACGUGCUGAUGCAAGUCCAGUACGAUAACAGCCGUAAAACAGAUUUUAUCGAUAACUCGGGACUGCUCCUGCUGCUUUCCAACCAGAUCCGGACUCAUAAUGCUGGUAUACUGACGGCGGGAUUAUUGCAGUACGAUUAUCCGCUGACAGUUCCACCGGGAGUAGAGGAUUUCGUUAUAACCAGUUCCUGCAUGGAUUUCUGCACGCAGUCGAUACCAGCGAGCGGGAUUAGAGUAUUCAGUUCUGUUAUGAACAUACACCGGAAAGGGCGGAAAACGGUGGUGCGGGUGGUGCGCGGUACCAAAAGCACCGAUAUCGAUGUUAUUCUCAGUGAUAACAAUGUUGACCCGACUUAUCCGGAGGCGCGACAGCCUGAUUCAGAAAUUACGGUUUUACCGGGUGAUCGCCUGAUCGUGGAAUGCCAUUACUCCACGAGCGAUUCGAAAGCUCCGGUUUUUGGUGGAAUUGGAAUGGACGGCGAAUCCUGUCUAGCCUAUCUGUCAUAUUAUCCGGCCAUUAACUUAACUUCGUGUGGAAGCCGAAUUAAUCCACGAUCGUUUCUGGAAACUACCGCUUACAUUCCUGUAUUGUCCGAUGCUAACUCGGCCCCGGAUGUUAACGAACCGCUCAUGGAAGAUGCUAAUAACGGCUCCCUGAUUCGAACUUACUUCACGACAAAGUACGACUGGAAUGUUGGAAACAUUGCCAACCUGCAGUAUUUUUACAACUCCCAAAAGCAGACCGGUGUUUGUUCCGGGAAUACCGUGGACGAAACCCGGUACGCUGUUAUCGCUCCUUACGAUGUAGUUCCACCCGCGCCCGAGACGUGUAUCAAAGCACCCUACGUGAUUCUGCCGAAACCACAAACCAUCACUUCCGACACCAAGCCAAUUAUUGGAGCAUCCGACAAACUUGCGAAACCGGCGAUCGGUACACCGAACAACGGCACCGCUGCUGCCGGUGUUCGUGCUGCAGACGCAACCACCACCGGGGGUCCACGUUCGAGUGCUCGAAGAUGGGAAAGUUCGAGUAUCGGCAUCGCUUUUGCAUUCUUUUGCUUUGCAGUUUAUAAAAUGUGAUGAUACGCUCCAGCGAAAUAUUAUAAUAACCAUGCAUUUGCAUUAUAUUUUGGAGCUUACCAGUGCAUUGUGAAAUUGUAAAUUUGGGAGCUGGAUUUAGAUCUUUUGUAAAAGUGCGUAAUUGCUGCACAACCAACAAA
Paramacrobiotus metropolitanus is the source of this 2461-nucleotide messenger RNA. Its product is annotated as DBH-like monooxygenase protein 1. Gene Ontology annotation, biological process: norepinephrine biosynthetic process; dopamine catabolic process; octopamine biosynthetic process. Gene Ontology annotation, cellular component: secretory granule membrane. The transcript is spliced from 14 exons. Gene Ontology annotation, molecular function: dopamine beta-monooxygenase activity; copper ion binding. Bases 300 to 2321 code for a protein of 673 amino acids. Lineage: Eukaryota; Metazoa; Tardigrada; Eutardigrada; Parachela; Macrobiotidae. The record is from RefSeq and is a predicted model, not a curated record.